Molecule: messenger RNA, 1213 nt
Organism: Ochotona princeps (American pika)
Lineage: Eukaryota; Metazoa; Chordata; Mammalia; Lagomorpha; Ochotonidae
Product: inactive serine protease 39-like
Exons: 5
Coding region: 26-1090 (354 amino acids)
Biological process (GO): proteolysis
Molecular function (GO): serine-type endopeptidase activity
Source: RefSeq, a predicted model, not a curated record
UGGGCAGCAGAAGCCAUAGGGCAGGAUGGGAAGGAACGGGAGGGGGCACUCAGGGCUAGGCCGGCAAGGGGCCUGCGCGCUGGCCGUCCUCCUGUUCUGGCUGUGCCUCCCACCGCUGAGCGCACAGCCGUCCAAUCAGAACAACCAGAACCUGGCGAAGGUAUGCGGGAGGAGCAAAGCCACAGAGAAGAUCUUUGGUGGCCAGGCAGCAGGACCAGAACGGUGGCCGUGGCAAGCCAGCCUGGUUUACAGAGGUGGGCACACCUGCGGAGCCACCCUCAUCUCCAGCACCUGGGUACUCUCUGCAGCUCACUGCUUGCAAAGGUCCAGAAGCCCAUCAGACUACCGCAUCCUGCUGGGGUACAACCAGCUCAGCAAGCCCACCAACUUCAGCCGGCAGAUGACAGUCCACAAGGUCAUUGUCCAUGAAGAUUACAACAGGAAGUACCGCUUUGGAAGUAACAUCACCCUGCCACAACUGAAUGUCCCUGUGGAUUUCAACUCUCACAUCCUGUCAGCCUGCCUCCCAGACAACUCAGCAGUGGUGCCCAUGAAUAGCUCGUGCUGGAUAAGUGGCUGGGGGAGGCUCACUGAGGAUGUUUUCCUACCAGCGCCAUUCCACCUGCAGGAAGCCAAGGUCAGCCUCAUAGACCAAGACAGAUGUGAGAAGUUUUACAUUCCUCACCCAGCCAUACCGCCAGACCAGGCUGUGACUGUGCAGGAGGACAUGAUAUGUGCCGGAGACACCAAGGUUGAAAAGGGCAUCUGCCGAGGAGACUCUGGGGGACCCUUGUCCUGCUUCUUGAAUGGUGCCUGGCAUGUGGUUGGGUUGAGCAGCUGGAACUGGGAUUGCCGUAGUCCCAUUGGCUACAGCGUCUUCGUCAGGAUCACCUACUUUGCCAACUGGAUCAAGGAAAAGCAGCGGGUCAACCCUGCCCCCAACCCCUCCUCAGCUCCUCCUCAGGAGAAGCCCCCUGCCAUGACCAAUAACCCUAUUCCCGAAGUGGGCACUGUGUGCCAGCCCAGCUUCUUCCUGCUACUCCUCUUGUCUGCCACUGUGCCUCUGCAGCUUGUCCUCCAGAGCCUGUGACGGGCCUGGCUGCCUCUCCAGGAGCCUCUGCUCAGGGCCCUGCGCUUCCACACGUACUUCCAUCUCAGGGUCUUCCUGUUCAUCAGAGGUCAGCAGAAGUAAACCAAGUCAAGAAACUUCUCA